AUGGCAAGGCGCUUAGGUGCAGGCGCCGGCCCCAUUUCCGCCAAUUGUUUCCAACUGAGGCUGGAUGCUACCGUUUCAAAGCAAUACGCCGGCAUGCUGUCGAUCGCUACGCUAGUUGCUUUCAGAAAUGGGCGGUAUACGGAGGAAAUGAAGAGGGCUAAUUGGACUGGAGAUCGCCAUUAUCGCGAGGCCGUCAGUGCCCGACCUAGUGAGUCCCCUACCGCCGGUCUACAGUACAAUAGUGUGAUACGAAACCAGGGGUAA
Penicillium canariense is the source of this 264-nucleotide messenger RNA. RefSeq lists its product as uncharacterized. The record is from RefSeq and is a predicted model, not a curated record. NCBI's taxonomy places the organism in Eukaryota, Fungi, Ascomycota, Eurotiomycetes, Eurotiales, Aspergillaceae. The coding region runs from base 1 to 264 and encodes 87 amino acids. The transcript has a single exon.